AUGGCCAGGCAUAUGGACCCGCCCUUCGAUCCCACGAUUUCCAGCACCUUUAGGUGGGUGCAAUGUGGUGAGAAGGGCUGCGACUCUUGCACGAAGAAUCAGUGUAGCUACAACGUGAAGUAUGUUGAGGGCUCGGAGAUCAAUGGCCAUUUCUUUGAGGAUGUGCUGCAACUGGGUGCUUCUCAACGUGCCAACAAGAAAGGUCCUGUUUGGAUGGGAUGCCACACUAGGGAGACAAAGCUCUUCCGGACACAGGUUCCAGCCGGCAUCACGGGUUUGAACGAGGGUGGCUGGAAUGUGCUUGAGUCUUUGGCGGACGGGCCGAUCGAAAAGGAAGUCUUUGCCUUAUGCCUUGCAGAAACUGGCGGUUCCAUGACCGUGGGUGGGCUGAACAAUACUUGGAUGCCCAGCAGCGAGCCUUUCCAGUGGACUCCGUACAGCAGUGGGUAUCAUUUGGCCCUGAACCAGAUCAGCUUCAACGGCAAAGACUUGUUCGCCGGAAAUCUUGGAGAGUUCAAACUGGACUCUGGCACCAGCUUCAGCUACUUCUCUGGGCAUCAGGUGAUGAAGCUGGAGGAAGCUAUCCGAGAUGCUGCCUCCAAGCGGAAUGUCUCUUGGAGCUCCAUCAGUUGCUUGAAGGCAGGGGAAGAUGAGAUGGACCGCUUCCCGAACAUGACCUUUCACUUUGGCGAUGCAACAUUUGUUUGGCGCGCAAAAGGGUACAUGUUCCGCAAAGAAGCCAACACGUGGUGCUAUGCCUUCUUCACUUCGACCCGUUUCAUCUUGGGUGCAUCCUUCAUGUUGGAUCAUGCCAUCAUUUUCGACAGAGAGGAAAAGAAGAUUGGCUUCGCACCAUCAAGCUGCCCCCACUUUGCCUCUCGGGAUGUGACAUCAGGUGAUCUAGCACCUUAG
Molecule: messenger RNA, 912 nt
Organism: Cladocopium goreaui
Lineage: Eukaryota; Dinophyceae; Suessiales; Symbiodiniaceae
Source: the annotation of a GenBank genome assembly